Molecule: messenger RNA, 2672 nt
Organism: Thlaspi arvense
Lineage: Eukaryota; Viridiplantae; Streptophyta; Magnoliopsida; Brassicales; Brassicaceae
Source: the annotation of a GenBank genome assembly
UUGACGGAUAAAAAAAGGGGGCUUUGCUUGCUUCUUCUCAUUCUCUCUCCUCUACCUCUACCUCAUUUUCUCUCUCUCUAUAUCUCUCUCUGUAUCUUCUUCGUUGCAAUCCCUAAAUUGUGUUCUUACCUUCAAUCAAUCACCUUUACGAGGACAAUGGGAACCGUCGAGAAUUGAGACUCCAGUGUGAAGUCUGACUGCCACACAAACUGAAGCGUUUCGAGCUGUCUCUCGCAAUCUCCGUCGGAUAAAGAGAGGGUUUUGGUGCUUUCGCUUUGACUGCUUCGAUGGACAUGGAGAGUGCAGAUACUGAGCCUACCAGCUUGAAUCGUGGGAACAACAUGGUUGUGAAAGCUUACCCAUUAGGAAUGGUACGGGUUAUGAACAACAACGGCAUUAGCGAAGACGAAGGAGACUCUGGAGUUGAACCAUACGUUGGACUAGAGUUCGAUACCGCAGAGGAGGCGCGUGAGUUCUACAACUCUUUUGCUACGCGGACUGGUUUUAAGGUUAGGACGGGUCAGUUGUAUAGAUCAAGGACCGAUGGUACUGUUUCAUCGAGGAGAUUCGUCUGCUCAAAGGAAGGCUUUCAGCUUAAUUCGAGAACGGGGUGUCCUGCUUUUAUCCGAGUGCAGCGACGAGACACCGGGAAGUGGGUUCUUGACCAGAUUCAGAAGGAGCACAACCACGAGCUUGGAGGUAAUAUGGAGGAGACUACUCCACGCCCCUCUGUGCAACAGAGAGCACCGGCUCCUACGAAGCUAGCCAUCUCGGUUCCACAUAGACCCAAGAUGAAAGUGGUCGACGAGGCUGAUAAAGGACGGUCAUGCCCUUCUGGUGUGAUCUCUUUCAAGCGUUUCAAAGGAGCUGAGGAGAGUGAGGAGCAGACGCAGCCCAAGGCUACUGAACCUUAUGCAGGGUUGGAGUUCGGGUCAGCUAAUGAAGCGUGCCAGUUUUAUCAAGCGUAUGCGGAAGUUGUAGGGUUUAGAGUCCGCAUCGGUCAGUUGUUCCGGUCGAAAGUCGAUGGUUCCAUCACAUCAAGAAGAUUCGUUUGCUCGAAAGAAGGGUUUCAGCAUCCUUCGAGGAUGGGAUGUGGGGCUUACAUGAGGAUCAAAAGACAAGACUCUGGAGGCUGGAUUGUCGAUCGUCUCAACAAAGAUCAUAACCACGAUCUUGAACCAGGAAAGAAGAACGCCGGUAUGAAGAAGAUAACAGAGGAUGUGACAGGAGGGUUGGAUUCAGUGGAUCUUAUCGAGCUAAACGACUUCAGCAAUCACGUCAACAAAACCCGAGAGAACACCAUAGGCAAGGAAUGGUAUCCUGUGCUUCUCGACUAUUUUCAGUCGAAACAGGCGGAAGACAUGGGGUUCUUCUACGCCGUCGAGCUUGACACAAACGGAAGCUGCAUGAGCAUUUUCUGGGCGGAUAGUCGAUCAAGAUUCGCCUGCAGUCAGGCCAAGGAGCGUGAGAACCUCAGGUCGUUUCCUAACGAAUUCAAGUACGAGUACGAGAAGUGUUUAUACCAGACGCAGACGACAGUCGAGUUUGACACCAUGUGGAGUGCUCUUGUCAACAAAUACGGCCUCAGGGAUAACAUGUGGCUCAGAGAUAUAUACGAAAAGCGAGAGAAUUGGGUACCUGCGUAUCUAAGAGCCAGUUUCUUUGGCGGCAUCCCUGUAAACGGCACAUUCGAACCGUUCUACGGCACUUCCCUGGAUUCUCUAACGUCUCUCAGGGAGUUCGUCUCGCGGUAUGAGCAAGGACUCGAGCAGCGCCGUGAAGAGGAAAGAAAAGAGGAUUUCAAUUCUUAUAACCUGCAGCCGUUUCUGCAGACGAAAGAACCAGUCGAAGAGCAGUGCAGGAGGCUGUACACGCUCACCAUCUUCAGGGUUUUCCAGAGCGAGCUCGCGCAGUCUUAUAAUUACCUCGGUUUAAAGACCUACGAGGAAGGAGCCAUCAGCAGAUUUCUGGACCUCAAGGCCUUGAUGAUCUGGAGCUUGAGGGAAGCAGCUUCGAAGUAUAUAGAGUUUGGGACAUCGUCUCUGGAGAAGUAUAAGCUUGCAUAUGAGAUCAUGCGUGAGGCUAUUGGAUCAGUUUGUGCCAUUAGACUCAGUUUAUAUAACACAGCAGCUAACGAGCCUCGUCCUUCCGCUCCUGUUUGGGUAUUUUUGUCCUCUCCGUUUGAGGAAGAUGAAGCCUUGUUCAUGGCAGCCGCCGAUUCAACGCAAAAGGUGGUGGUGGAGGUGGCAGAGUCGUAUCCGAGUUUUCGGAAAGAUUCGGACAUUUUGGCGGAUCUAUGCCUCUAUGGAACAGAAUGUUUUCAGCAGCUUGGGAAGCUUUAUAGUAGAAACAAAGAAUAUAAACAAAAGAAGACAACUUCUACUUGUAAACUCUCUAUACCAAAUGUGUUUGGUGAUAUGAGGCUCUCUACGUACGUAUUGGCCUCGAACCCGUCACUGAGCUUAACCCCGCGAAUUCCCAGAUUCCUCGAUGCAUCUGUCUCGAAAUUGUACAGCACCAUGUCUCCAUCAAGCUCAAGAAGCACCUCCUCACCGUUCUUAGUCGAACACAGCGGUUUCAUCGACCUGUACAACAAGCUGAUCCGGAUUCUUCUCCAUGAACCUGCUUCGCCGUACACAUUCAUCACCCAGAUAUCAUCGUGCACCUCGUAG